This is a messenger RNA of Falco peregrinus (peregrine falcon), 458 nucleotides long. Its product is annotated as histone H2B 1/2/3/4/6. The transcript has a single exon. Gene Ontology annotation, molecular function: structural constituent of chromatin; DNA binding; protein heterodimerization activity. Gene Ontology annotation, cellular component: nucleosome. The record is from RefSeq and is a predicted model, not a curated record. NCBI's taxonomy places the organism in Eukaryota, Metazoa, Chordata, Aves, Falconiformes, Falconidae. The coding region runs from base 16 to 396 and encodes 126 amino acids.
AAGAAACUUUUAAGGAUGCCUGAGCCGGCAAAAUCCGCCCCCGCGCCCAAGAAGGGCUCCAAGAAGGCGGUGACCAAGACGCAGAAGAAGGGCGACAAGAAGCGCAAGAAGAGCCGCAAGGAGAGCUACUCCAUCUACGUGUACAAGGUGCUGAAGCAGGUGCACCCCGACACAGGCAUCUCGUCCAAGGCCAUGGGCAUCAUGAACUCCUUCGUCAACGACAUCUUCGAGCGCAUCGCCGGCGAGGCCUCGCGCCUGGCGCACUACAACAAGCGCUCCACCAUCACCUCGCGGGAGAUCCAGACGGCCGUGCGGCUGCUGCUGCCCGGUGAGCUGGCCAAGCACGCCGUCUCCGAGGGCACCAAGGCUGUCACCAAGUACACCAGCUCCAAGUAGAGUGUCUCGGACCGUUACUUUUAACCCAAAGGCUCUUUUAAGAGCCACAAAUUUUUUUGAGA